GAUGUCAACUGUCAAACAGAUGACACGACAGUGGGAGAGCGAGCCAGCAACAAAAAAGGAGUCAACUUUUCUGGGAUCGAAAGAAGCGAAAAAUCCGCAAAAUUGUGUUGCUUUCCCUGGAUUUUUCGCACUAGGAGUGAAGAAAAGCUGGAAAAUUAGGUGUGCCGUACUGCUCGCUACGUACAGCCACAGCCAGCAGCGCAUCAGGUGCAUCGUGCGUUAUCCGGUGGCUUUGCGGUCGGUUUUAGAUGCAACGCGUUCCGGGGCAGUAGGUUCCUUGCGUGAUAAUUAGCCGAGGUGCCGUUCGAAGAAUCCCUGUACACGGCCAACCGAAAGGGCAGCAGCAUCUAGCUACGUGGUCCAGCUGAAUCGUCCUUAAUCGUUCGCAUUUUCUCUCGACAAGUCCUGAGUGCCGUGCAGCUAGACCGCAAGCAAGGCGAUUUUUAUCGUACCGUUCACGCGUGUGUAUGUGUCAGUGCAUGUGUGUGCACGUGUGAAGCGUGCAAGUAGGCGUGUGUGCGUGUGAGGUUGUGCGUACGUAAAAAGUGAAUCGAGCAGGCAGUGUCGAAAGCGGGUCGCACAGUGUCAUCGUCCACUAGCUUCCUCCCACGGGGGCUACAGUAGCAGCAGCAGCAGCUUUACCAACAGUGGGCAAAAUCGUUUACGAGGCAAAGUGAUUUUAUAAUUAAUUUGUGCGUGCAUCGAUCUUGCGGACACGGGUGCAAACGACACCCAACAUCGGACGAAAAAGCCGCCGACGAUCGAACGUGGUGAGAUCACGCUGAAAGGAGUGGCAAAAACAAGCACCAGCAGCAAACCCGCCGGAAUUAAGCAGCUCAACUGGACCGCGAACUGAGGCAAAGGAAAUCACCAGCAGACACAUCCACACACAUACACGCACGUACGGUGGAUCCCUUCGUUGUGCAGCGAAUCUGCAAGGAAGAGAAAAAAGAGUAAACUUGACGUAACCCGGGCAAAGGCACUUUGCCAGUUGGAUGAGCAAAAAUGAUUCUGCUGGAGAUCAACAACAGGAUUGUGGAGGAAACGCUUACAGUGAAGUUCAAAAAUGCAAUCGCGGGAAACAAGGCGGAAUCUAUCGAUGUGACGGUAGCCGACUUCGACGGAGUACUAUUUCACAUUUCCAACAUUAAUGGCGAUAAAACGAAAGUGCGAACGAGCAUAUCGCUCAAGUUCUACAAGCAGCUGCAGGAGCAUGGUGCCGACGAGUUGCUCAAGCGCGAGUACGGCGACCUUCUGAUUGCGCCCGAGGACGGGUACAACGUGUCGGUGCUGGUCGAUCUAGAAAACAUACCGGAAAAUUGGGAAGAAACGGUACGGAAGGUCGGUCUGCUGAAGCGAAACUGUUUUGCGUCCGUGUUCGAGAAGUAUUUCGACUUCCAGUCGCAGGGCGAAGGUGAAGGCGAAGGACAGAAACGAGCAGUGAUCAACUAUCGAAAUGAUGAAACGAUGUACGUCGAAGCCAAACCAGAUCGCGUAACGGUCGUGUUUAGUACGAUAUUCCGUGACGAGGACGACGUAGUGUUAGGCAAAGUGUUCAUGCAGGAGCUGCGCGAAGGCCGAAGAGCGUCACACACGGCACCACAAGUAUUAUUCUCCCAUCGGGAACCGCCCCUGGAGCUGGCCAAUACGGGUGCAAGGGUCGGUGAAAACAUAGGAUACGUAACGUUCGUACUGUUCCCAAGGCACACCGCGAAAGAAACGCGCGAUAACACGAUCAAUUUAAUUCACAUGUUCCGUGAUUAUUUGCAUUAUCAUAUUAAGUGUUCGAAAGCAUACAUCCACUCGCGAAUGCGUGCAAAGACGUCGGAAUUUUUAAAGGUGCUCAAUCGCGCUCGACCGGAGCCAAAAAUUACGGAAAAGAAAACAAUAACCGGCCGAACAUUCAUCAGAAAAGAAUGAUUGCGGAACACGGCGGACGUCUAGUUGUUAAAUGUGUAAGUAUUCAAACGAAACUAAUAAAAUGCAAAAAGCGUACCAGAAGCAAACGGGAAGGCAUACAAACAAGUAAGGCAAAAUUAAACCGGUGGUUUCUUCGGUGGGAAGGAAAUAUUGCAUUUGGCUGCAGCAGUGUUAGGCUAAGGAAAACAAAACCAAUCAAGGAUGAAUUUAUGGUCCGUGAUAGAGCGUUAGGCAGAGCUCCCGCGCUCUAGUGGUAACUGUGGGUCAUUGUUCUCCCCGUAUGGAUGGUAUUAACACGGGACACGGAUUAGCAAUCGUAAACCAUAGAAAGUGCAUAUGGUAACGUAAAAGAAAACACCACUUCCCUAUUUUGCAAGCAGACUCUGCAGACUAUUCCUCUGCGCAAACGGAGGCAAUGAGAGAGAGAGAGCAGGGAACCCCAACACUAUUGCGCCGGUAGAGACAUUUGACAGACACAUUCGAUAGUAAACGUUAGUCCAAAAUAUACUCUUCAAAUCAUACAGCAAAACAACGCGCGCAUACAGUCGGUAACAUUCAUUCAUUAAUCGUCGCUGCCAAUGUAAACAGAUUAAAGAUAUAUUAACAAUAACAGGCAUUAGGAGUCACACACGAAAAUGGGGCAAAAUUAAUGGACACUAAGCAUGAUAACGGAAACGCGUUGAAAGGCUUUCGACAGGGAGGAAAGGAGAAACUGGUUUAAAAAUAGUAGGUAAGGUGGUAAGCAAUUUGCGGUAAGCUAAAUAUAAAGCUAAUUUUACAAAAGAAAACAAAAACUAUAGUAGGAAAAUAAUGAGAGGUGUUGAGACAGCGAUCGUAGCGAGUUGAUAUUGGCUUUUGCAUUAGUGUUUCUACAGGUCCUCCCCCCUGCUGGAUGAACGACCGUCGCUGUGUUAUGGGCGCCUGAAAGUAUGCAAUAUACAGUUUUAAGUUGAAUAUACAUUGAAGGAAUCAUUUAAAAGCAGUAAUUGCAUACUUUCGGGCUCCGUUAGGCACCCCCAACACGCACAUCUCGCAGGGGAGUUGAUGCACCGGAUCUAGGCCAAUGCAUUUACUAACAGCAAUGCACGCUCCUAACGCACCAUUAAAAGAGUCAUAUUUAGGGCUUACAAUGCAAUCGUGUGGUAUGUAGUAAGGUUGUUCGUGCUGUAGAGAAGGGUGGACAAAACGUUCCCGUUUGUUGGUUUUUUGGCAAAACUGGCACGCCAACGAAAAAAGGUCGCACAAAUGAAGAUCAAAACGUGUGGAUGGAAAUGCAGUGUAACAAGGACACAAACACACACACACACAGAACACACUAAUCAAUUUACUAAUCAAUUGUGUAACGAGAUCAAAAUAUGUGAGCUGUUACAGUACCGUCACACCCGAUGUGAUGUGAUGGAGGAUUGUUUGUUACAAACCCCCCGCUCGGGGCGCGAAAAAGGAUGUGUAGCUUACUAAAAGCAGAACCCUCCCCCCUCCACCCUAGUGGGGGAAUCUAUUUCGAGGAAAACAUCGAGCACGCGUGGGAAUAAAUGCAAUACUAACUAAUGCCAAGGGUAUGCAAAGGGCCGCGUGGUUAAGCAAACGGGAGUGACCGGGAGCAAUUGAAGGAAAGGUGUGCGGACCUUAGAUUGUUUUCCUCAUCAAAUUUUACCAAACUACACAAAAGCAAACGUUGUUUACUAUUAACUACUACUGCUAAUAUUAUUAUUAACUAGAAGCCUUUCGUGCGACGCAAGCAAAGCCGCCAGGACAAACAUGACUAAAGAGAGAGAGAGAGUGAAAGGGAACGAGCGAAGAUAAAUUGCAAGGCAAGAAGCAAGAAUGAUUAAAACUACAGUUAGUUAAGAAAUGAUCCUCAUUUAAAGUAGUGUUCGUUCUGUCGGGUGCGAGAAUCGGUUUUGUAGUGGAAAGAUUGUUUUACCGAUUUCUACUGCUCCAACCACGGGAUCGAGCUUCUGAUGUGGAUCGGUGGAUUCGGACCCUUCUUCCAGUUGUUUGUAGUGUAGAGUGGGAGAAGGCGAUCGUAAAAGAUUGGUAUUUGAGGUGGUUCAGAAGGGGGUUUCAGGUGAUAGAACAACACACUCAGCAACUAUUAAGACAAACGUGGGGGAUGAUACACAUUCAAAUGCGCCAGCUAGUGAUCUACGAAGCAUAAUGCAACUGCAGUAGGCCUUAGCACAAUUUAGACGCAUGAUUGGUAUUUUAAUUGAUACCUGAUGAUGCCUGAUGAACAUCUUCGUGCUAGCAGUUGUGACAUUAUCAGAGCCCUUUGAGUUGUCAUCUUCUGCAAUUAUUUUACUAGUUGUGUGUGUGUGUGCGUGCGUUGUGCUAUCAUCUAGCAAACAACCGCUGAAGAACCAAAACGGCCACAGAACUAAGAGUGAAAGCUGAUGUGCAUUUAUUAAACCAAUUCUCUUGGUAAACUGGGUCCGCCAGUCCGCCGUACCCAUAUUGCGCCAAUGAAAAUGCACUGCAACUGUUCGGUACAUGUAAAGAAAAGCAACAAAAAACGCCCGAUAAAAUCCUUGAAUUUGUAAAAUAGCUUUCCCUUUAUAGCUAGCGAGAAAAGAAGAAAAAAAAAACAAGAACGCGCGUUACAAAUCGAUUGGCAUUAGUGUUGCGAACACGUGUCACGUGUCUCCUUUGGGUUUCCUUCGAAUCCUUCCUCCUAUUCUUAACAAUCUAUUCGAGCAACAACGGGAUGUGAUGUGUCCUCAUAAAAACAAUGUGUCCUCCAGCAAGCAAGCACGUGAAAAUCGUUAUUACCAGAGACGCAUCGUAUCUGCGCCACAAAGGCCAAGUUGGUUCGCUUAAAACCAAUGCCAAUAGGACAAGAGAAAAAAAAACAAGUAGGAGAAUGUGUUCCCGCUAGCGUGUGGAAAUGUGGAACCAAGUCACGGCAGUAGGGAAAACAGGAAAGAUUGAAAUGGAAAAUGCCCUGGAGCUCCGCGAAACAAAAUUACAAUGAAAAGAAAGCAACAAUCUUCAAUAAAUCCGAGACACCCAACCCA
Messenger RNA from Anopheles stephensi (Asian malaria mosquito), 4934 nucleotides. RefSeq names its product probable actin-related protein 2/3 complex subunit 2 (gene Arpc2). Lineage: Eukaryota; Metazoa; Arthropoda; Insecta; Diptera; Culicidae. Gene Ontology annotation, cellular component: actin cytoskeleton; Arp2/3 protein complex. The coding region runs from base 1006 to 1920 and encodes 304 amino acids. The transcript is spliced from 7 exons. Gene Ontology annotation, molecular function: actin filament binding; structural constituent of cytoskeleton. The record is from RefSeq and is a predicted model, not a curated record. Gene Ontology annotation, biological process: actin filament polymerization; Arp2/3 complex-mediated actin nucleation.